AAAAAGUAAAUCAGGAAGUGUGUGUGCAAGAGGGGCAUGCGUGUGCAUGCAUGAAGAAACUGCUUUAAGUGAUAGAAAAUGGAGACACCUGACAGUGUUGGUGAAGGAGGCGAGGGUGCAGCAUCACAGUCAACCUUCUCUGGGCAAACACCUCGGAAACCUAACUGGACUUUGUUGGAGGAAGCUGUUCAGAUGAAAACUGAGGGCAAUGCUUUUUACAGAGAGAAAAACCUGCGCUCAGCUAUUAGACGUUACCACAGUGCCCUGCUCAUCCUCCGGAGCCUGGACUCAGACGUGAUGUCAUCUCUAAAGGGACUUGGGCCAGUGGCACAUCCUCUCUCACCAGAACAAGAGACUCUACUGAGAAAUACACAAAUAGAUGUGUUCAACAAUUUAGCUGCUUGUUUGCUGCAGAAAGAGAAUAUCAAUUAUGCCCGUGUUCAAGAAUAUAGCUUACGUGUUUUACAGUGGCAACCACAUAAUGUAAAAGCUCUGUACAGAGCAGGAGUGGCCACACUAGAGCUGGGAGACGCUCAAAUGGCAAAAAUGUAUCUUUCACAAGCCUUCAAAGAACAACCUAAUGAUGUAAAUGUAAAGAAGUACCUCCAAAAAGCUGAGGAGAGGCUGAGCCAGGAGUUGCAAAAAGAGAAGGCCAUGUAUCGUGAGAUGUUUUUACCCAGCAUCAAGAGCUGCUCUGGAGAUGAAGUUAACCAAAAGAAUGAGAGUGGUGAUUAAGUCUGCCUGGUUUGCCAAGCAAAGACAUUUGGUUUGGGACAGUCCGAAUCCGAAUUAAGUUCUAGUAAGAUAUAGUAAGGUGUAGUAUAAGAAUAGUAAGAUUGGCUGCCCCGUCUGUGUUGUUUUCUCACAUAUCACCAUUACGUGCUGUCUGUGUUAAUUCUGUCUGAUGUUGUGCUAGUUUUGAUCUGACAGAAGACCAGAGACCACAGGUGAGCUUGAACAAAGGCCAGGUGAGAGGAGAACAGGUUUCACAUCUGCCUUCUAAUCUAACUAUGUAUGGUUGCUUUAAGAAUGUCUGUACACUGUUAACAUGGAAAUUUAGAUGGAAGGAAAGUGAAGCCUGUUUGAAAAAUAGAGCCAAAGUUUCCUAGUGGCUCAAAAGUUUCUUUCUGAAAAAAAUACCCUCCGGUUCAACUGUAUGUUAUUUCAUACACUGCUGUAAAUGUUAAUUAAAAUGUUUUGUUUCUAA
Boleophthalmus pectinirostris (great blue-spotted mudskipper) is the source of this 1207-nucleotide messenger RNA. It is a transcript of the gene ttc9c, whose product is annotated as tetratricopeptide repeat domain 9C. Bases 79 to 735 code for a protein of 218 amino acids. The transcript is spliced from 4 exons. The record is from RefSeq and is a predicted model, not a curated record. Gene Ontology annotation, molecular function: protein binding. NCBI's taxonomy places the organism in Eukaryota, Metazoa, Chordata, Actinopteri, Gobiiformes, Gobiidae.